UGUGUGUCUUCCUUUACGUCCGCAUUCACGAUUUAAAUACGGACGUUCCUGACUCGACAUUUAUCAGUUUUUCUCCGGAUCAACCUGAACUCGACAACAUGAGUGGACGCGGCAAAGGAGGCAAGGGACUCGGAAAAGGAGGCGCCAAGCGUCACCGUAAAGUUCUCCGUGAUAACAUCCAGGGAAUCACCAAGCCCGCCAUCCGCCGUCUGGCUCGCCGUGGCGGAGUCAAGCGUAUCUCCGGUCUCAUCUACGAGGAGACCCGCGGUGUGCUCAAGGUCUUCCUGGAGAACGUCAUCCGUGACGCCGUCACCUACACCGAGCACGCCAAGAGGAAGACGGUGACCGCCAUGGAUGUGGUCUAUGCCCUGAAGAGGCAGGGCCGCACCCUGAGCCAGGCCUUGUACCUCAGACAACGUUUUAAAAUGGCAAGAACCAAGCAGACCGCCCGUAAAUCCACCGGAGGCAAAGCCCCCAGGAAGCAGCUCGCCACCAAGGCUGCCCGUAAAAGCGCCCCUGCCACCGGCGGCGUCAAGAAGCCUCACCGUUACAGGCCCGGUACCGUGGCUCUGAGAGAGAUCCGUCGCUACCAGAAGUCCACCGAGCUGCUGAUCCGCAAGCUGCCCUUCCAGCGCCUGGUCAGGGAGAUCGCUCAGGACUUCAAGACCGACCUGCGCUUCCAGAGCUCCGCCGUCAUGGCUCUGCAGGAGGCCAGCGAGGCUUACCUGGUCGGCCUGUUCGAGGACACCAACCUGUGCGCCAUCCACGCCAAGAGGGUCACCAUCAUGCCCAAAGACAUCCAGCUGGCCCGCCGCAUCCGCGGUGAGAGGGCUUAAACCCGCCUGACCACAGUCUAAACACAACGGCUCUUUUAAGAGCCACACACCUGUCUCAUAAGAGCUCUGUCCUUUUAACAACGAUAUACAUAAUACUCAGAAUGUAAAUAUAAUGAUCUAAAGUCCUAGUAAAACAUAAGUGUGGUCACCAAAACCAACUGCUUUUACACAUUACUUACUUUAAGUUAUGAGUGAUGCCACACUGAAACAUUUAUAUAACAAACCCGGAGUCCUGGGGGUUUUGAACCAGUUGAGUGAGAUCAGUCAUGUCUUCUCUUGUAGAUUAAAGGGCCAGGCUAUCAAACAAGACUAAACUGAGAUUACCUGAAAAUCAUUAUGCAAUCAAAAUAAGUCAAACUCUCCAAUGUGGCUUGAAUGUAAUUA
Seriola dumerili (greater amberjack) is the source of this 1220-nucleotide messenger RNA. Its product is annotated as histone H3-like. The transcript has 3 exons. NCBI's taxonomy places the organism in Eukaryota, Metazoa, Chordata, Actinopteri, Carangiformes, Carangidae. The coding region runs from base 99 to 836 and encodes 245 amino acids. Gene Ontology annotation, molecular function: structural constituent of chromatin; DNA binding; protein heterodimerization activity. The record is from RefSeq and is a predicted model, not a curated record. Gene Ontology annotation, cellular component: nucleosome.